Messenger RNA from Hylaeus anthracinus, 6221 nucleotides. It is a transcript of the gene hth, whose product is annotated as homeobox protein homothorax. Bases 1608 to 3062 code for a protein of 484 amino acids. Lineage: Eukaryota; Metazoa; Arthropoda; Insecta; Hymenoptera; Colletidae. The transcript has 15 exons. Gene Ontology annotation, biological process: eye development; positive regulation of cell population proliferation; embryonic pattern specification. Gene Ontology annotation, molecular function: DNA-binding transcription activator activity, RNA polymerase II-specific; RNA polymerase II cis-regulatory region sequence-specific DNA binding. The record is from RefSeq and is a predicted model, not a curated record.
GACGGCGCAGGAUCUAAAACCGCGCUAGGCGCUGCUCUCCACGCUCGCUCGGGUCGCUCUUCUCUUACCCGUGGAUAUACCCGGUGCUUUUUCGUGGGGGAAGAACUCGAAACACGCAUAUCCCUGUGGCUGCCUUUGCCCGCGCGCAACAUAUACACCGACCUACCGCCUUCUGUCCGCCCGGAGUUACGAGUGGCACACGCAGUAGUAGUUACGGUCAGGGAGGAGGGUCGGCCGCCGUCUACGCGGACAGCUCUCUCGCGCGUCUCCUCUUCUCUCUCUGCGCGACACCGGUUCGUUCAGUAAUCGCCGCGAGGAGGAACGCGCUUCUUCUUACGCGACUCCGUCGUCGACCCCGGGUUUUUGCCUUUAUCGAAGGGAUAUCAGUUUCGACGCGUACGCCGGUUGUGUGCGUCGAUCCCGCGCGCACGUUCGAACUACGCGCACGAUCCAUCGAUCGAUCGGUCGUGGCAACGCCGCCCGGAUUUAAAGCGCCAAGUGGACUGUUUUUUCCCCCCUUGGGUGGCAGAGUGCUUACGAGCUACGCCGAGACACGGGUCACGGCUGUUCUCAGUGUAAACGGAGUCCCUCGCGCGCGAACGUGUCCCUUUAAUCUGGUCCGACUCCGUUUCCCCCCUGCUGCGUAGUGGAACCGCGGGACGACGCGUUGACUUGGCGCCAAUACUCGAAGGAUGUAACAGCCGAGCAUCGUCAGUGACCAUACAAAACCGGGGGUGUUUUGCGUCGUUUGUGAAACAGUGCUCCGAUCAACGGGACGCGGUACAGUGGACAAGAGCAGCCCCGACCAAUAAUUACGUGAUUAGCGAUCGUGUUCGUUAGUGAUCCGUCGGGUUUCGGUUUCGGAGCAGCGCAAACGCGAGUUCUAUCCGUCGGUGAUCGAGUAGUCUCUACCGCGAAUUAUUCGUACCAAGUCUCGUCUAACACGACCUAGAAGAAUCUAGUUACCUGAGUUACGCUCCAUUAAAUUCGAGGAACGAUACAGAGGAUUCCCAGCGUGCGCAUGAGAGACCACGUGCUCAAGUGAUCAGAGAGGAUAAUGUCGCGGCAGUGACGCCACGCAGAGGCAAGGUCUCUGGGCGUCUGGUCAGCGGGUACUUCCGGCGUUGGCCGCGACGAUGAGGAAGCACGCGUGUCCGGCCGUAGCCGUGGUCCUCCUGCAGCGUUCAAGCGUGCGUCCCGAGCUCUGCUGACGCUCGCUCCGAUUCAUCGCCGUGUCACAGCGUCUCGUCGUCGGUCGACUCGGAUCCGGGGUUCGUCGAGGGCCGACGGUGCCGCCUCAUUUCAGCGUCCAUCAGCCCCGAACGGGAACGGGACGACGUCUCUGCACGCCGUCGGGUCGGCGAACGACCCGCGAACAUCGCCAAGGACUCACUGCCGACGGCCACCAGCGGAUUUUCACCUGUGCAUCUGGGCUCCAGACGAGGCUGAUCGCGCGAUCAUAAGUGCGACGAACGGGCAUACGCCGCGAAUAGUGCGGGAAUCGCGUGUGUGUGUGUGAGAGAAGUGGUUACUUGCUUAUACUGUGGGAAAAUACAGCCGCUACGGUGGCUCAGCACGCAGAGUUCCCCGGCGCGGCCAGGGCGUUCAUGGCGCAGCCAAGGUACGACGAUGGCGGGCUGCACGCGAGUUACCUCGAGGGCGGAGGUGGCGGCGGUGGUGCAGGGCUGUACGACCCGCACGGGAGCGCCCGGGGUGUACCAGGCCUCCAUCACAGUCCACACCUCGGAGGUAUGGGACCAGCACACCCCCAGUACCCUCCGCCACCGCCACAGCCACCCCAGCAUGUACUCGCGGCGGCGGCCGCGGCUGCUGCGUCUGCGGUGCCUGAUGUCCACAAACGCGACAAGGACGCCAUCUACGGACACCCCCUGUUCCCGCUUCUCGCGUUGAUCUUCGAGAAGUGCGAGCUGGCGACGUGUACACCUCGUGAACCAGGUGUCGCGGGCGGUGACGUGUGCUCGUCAGAGAGCUUCAACGAGGACAUCGCUGUCUUCUCCAAACAGAUCAGACAAGAGAAACCCUACUACAUCGCGGAUCCGGAGGUGGACUCGCUGAUGGUCCAGGCGAUCCAAGUCCUCCGGUUUCACCUCCUCGAGCUCGAAAAGGUUCACGAGCUGUGCGACAACUUCUGCCACCGGUACAUCAGCUGCCUGAAGGGCAAAAUGCCGAUCGACCUGGUGAUCGACGACAGGGAGAGCUCGAAACCCCCCGAGAUCGGUAACGGUCUGGACGGUGGCGGACCGAGAAGCACCGCGGACAGCACCAGCCACACGGACGGAGCCAGCACGCCGGACGUCAGGCCACCCUCUUCGUCGCUCUCGUACCCCGGAGCGGGUGGAAACGACGAUGCACGUAGCCCCGGAAGCGGGGGCACGCCAGGACCCCUCAGUCAACAAGCGCCCACCAGUCUGGACUCUUCGGAUCCCGACGCCAUGGGUAAGUGUUGGCGACUCGAUUCUCCUGGCUGGAUCCGUGGCCGCAGUAAAUGGUGUCCGCGUAGGGAAUGGAGUUCGCCGCCAGACGCGCAGCGAGCGGCUAGCGACGCGCGUCGUGGCGUUCUUUACUCUUCCGUCUUCCUCGGUAGUCCCGGUGACGCGAGUAACGCGAGUAUCGGCAGCGGCGAGGGCACCGGCGAGGAAGACGACGAUUCUACGGGUAAGAAGAACCAGAAGAAGAGGGGUAUCUUCCCCAAGGUCGCGACCAACAUCCUCAGGGCGUGGCUGUUUCAACACCUCACGCAUCCGUACCCUUCGGAAGACCAGAAGAAGCAGCUGGCACAGGACACGGGGUUGACGAUCCUUCAAGUUAACAACUGGUUCAUCAACGCGAGGCGUAGAAUCGUCCAGCCAAUGAUCGACCAGAGCAAUCGAGCCGUGUUUCCACCAUUGUCCGCAGGUCCGAGCGGGGCGUACAGUCCGGAUGCGACGAUGGGCUACAUGAUGGACGGACAGGCGGCGAGCAUGAUGCACCGGCCGCCUGGCGAUCCCACCUUCCACAAUCAGUACCAUUACCCGCCAGAGUACUAUGGACAUCACUUAUAAAGCAGUAGUCGCUAGUAGACGAUGGAAUGACGGUCCUUGCGGAACGGGAAACAUGGAAGCGUGACGGAGGCACCGUGCUCCGAUCUGGCGUUGAAGCAGGGGGUGAAUCAGCGUGGGUGGACGACUUCUCGGCCACGCUGCGCCUCGAGACACGCGGUGUCGGACGCUCGGUACGGAGAUGCUCUGGAUACUCUGGAAGCAGCCAUCGAUCGAGGCUGAUCGAGGAAUCCCAAGGAAGAAAAAUCUCCGUGAACGAUUAAACGAGAAUGGCCCGACGCGUUUAGGAUGGCGUCGAGACGCGGGAUACCGGAAGCAAGGUUGGCGAAGGGAAGAAGAGGGUAGUGCGGCUUCGACGAACGUGGGACGAGAAGCCGCGUGGAAAUUCAUGUGAUUGUUCUGUGUACAAAUGUCGCGGUGUAAUAUUUGUAGUGAUCGAAGAAUUUAAAUGUUAAAUUUUAAUACCGGUCGAGCUAUAAUUAACGAAAAUGGGAGAAGAACAACGGGGAGGGGGGUCAAAGGGGGUGAAGUAACACGAGUGAUAUAGGCAAUUUAGCGGGCGUGUACAUUAAAGGGAAGAUAAAGAAAGAGAUGGUGAGAGAAAACGAGAGAAGAAACCCGGUGCUCGCACGGAUCCGUGAUAGAUAGGGAUCGUUCACUGUGCAAAAUGGCGACGGAGAAACGCAUAGAACGAAAACGGUGGUUGCAGGAGGAAUGGUGACCAGGGACGGAAAAAAAUAAGAUCGAGUAAUGUAUAUAUAUAUACACAAACAGGCGCGCGUGUGCGCAUUGCAGUGACGCAUCCAUGUGUAUAGAUAUAUACGGUUAUAUAAAUAAAUAUAAAUAGAGAAAAGAAUUUUAGAGGCGCGGUGUUUAAAAGGAGUAAAAAGUCGAUGAACGAAGGGAUAAAAAUGCAAACGAUUUUAACCAAGUCGCGCGCACGCUAUAUACAUAUAGAUCUAUAUAUAUACAAAUAUAUAUAUAUAUGGCUAUAUGAAGAUUCGCAGCAAGACGAGACGUAAAACGGAUUUAAAGUAAAAAAAAAAAAGAAGAUGAAGAAACUGGAAACCGUUAGGACGAGGAAUGAAAUCGACGCGUGUGCCGGACUCGAGCGUCGACUACAUUCACUUGCAUAUAAAUAUAGGUGACAUUGAAAUUUGUACAGUUAUUAAUUAUAAAUGAAUUUACUAAUUAAAGGAGGAAGUAAUUAUAUAUAUAAAUAUAUACAUAACUGAAGUAACAUGUGGCCCCGGUUGUAAUAUAUAUAUAAGCGAGCGUUUUAAUUGGACUGGGACGAUUAUUUUUCGCGUGUGUUGCCGUGCUUCGGUGCGCGUAGAGGGAGAGCAAAGAUGGCGUCGCAAAACUUAUGGCGAAAGAGAAGGGUCACAGGUGUAACGAUACAAGUGUACGAGCGCGUGUAUGUGUGGAUAUUACAUACGCUGAAACGACGACUGUGACGAAUUAUAUACGUAUAUAUAUAGCAAAAAAAAAAUAUAUAUAUAUAUAUAAAUAUAUAAAUACAAAAAGUAUAAAUACCUGCGAGGAUCAGACGCUCUUCGUCGUCGGUUCCCUUCUACCCCCACCUGAUCCGACUUCACACAGUGGGAAAGAGAGAGAAAGGCAGACACACACAGAACUCGGUACUCCAUACACAUCUACAACUAAAACACACACGGAUACACCAGGUAUACAUACACACAGGCGAGUGUGAAAAGAGCGUUAUUACCCCCCCAGCCCCGUCUGCCCACACCGUAAGAAUAAUUAAAUGAACCCGCAAUGGGCGAACGAGUACACGAUUACAGUUUAUCAUAUAAUAUAUUGUGUAUAAAUAGUUAAUUGAGCAGCGGCGAACGUGGAGAAGGGUGACGGGCGGAAUUCGAUUGGGAGGGCCCUGAAAUGCCUUCCGGGCUCGUUGGUGCUCGUCUGCUCCAUUUUUCUUGAGGAAAGAAGCAAACGGACCAGUGAGAUCCUCGGAUAGGGCUGAGAAUUGGAGGAGGCGAGCCAACGGUGAUGGUCGAGGGAGGUUUCUUUCUCUUCUUUACUCUCCUGUUAGGGUGGCGUGUUCUGGACCUGGGCUUCUCGUUCGACGAAAGGUGGGGUUUAUUUUUGUUUCGAUUUUAGAGAAUUUAAAAGGUGCUUUUUCGUAAAUUGAAUUUUCCUAAUGUUAUGUUCCUUCGUUUAUUUCUGUUUAAUUAGUAAAAUCAAUGCCCAGGUAUUUAAUUGUGGAAUAAAAAAAAAGACAUACAUAAUAGGCGCUGUUUUAAUAUUUACAUAUGAAAUUUUCAUUCAUUCGAUCAGAUCAUUUUAUGAAAUAAAACUUUUGUUUCGAAAUUAAGUGCACUUAUUUUACCGAGUGAAUUUUUGAAAAAUCUGUCGAAUGCACUCAUAAUUACGAAGUCUCGUUAUACUACAGUAAUUUUUAGAAUAACUUUUUUGGUAGGUCGUACCAAAACUUUCUUAAUUAAUCUCAUUCUUACGACCCUUAUUUGAAUAUUCUUCUUCAAACCAUAGAAAUCUAGUUUUCUAUAAAUUCUCCGAUUUAAAAUUCAAGCAGGAGAUAAAGAAGGAAAAGAAACUAAAUACUCUGAGCAAGGCAGAUAAGGGCGGCACGUUUUUCGCGAGACCCUUUGUAACGAUACUCCGCGGAACGGAGCGUGUUUAUCACGAGAGGCUGAGAUCAGAGUGAAAGGGAGAGCGAGAACGUUGAAAUUGCAUUAAAUUAAACACGUCGAUUAUACGUCAGAGCGGAUUUGCCACGAAGCAACGAUCACGGGGGUCCCCCGUCGGGCGCGGGAAAUUUAAAAUCGCGCGGGAGAUUCGAAAUCGCGCGCCGAAACGCUUUCUCGGCGCACGGAUCGCGAUGCAACGAUGGGUAUCGAUCAUCGUUCCGAACAAUCUCGUGCUAGGAUCAACGAGAGAGCCUGCGGGGGAUCCGCGACGCGCAAGAUGGAGUGUGAGACCGUGAGAGAGGCUGCGAGAAAGUGAACGAACGAGAGAUACGCAGAGCAUACGAGACAAAUUUUAUCGAUAUUUUCAAUACGCCCGCAUACACGCAGAUCUUGUAUAAAAAUUUUAAUGUAAACACACUGCUCCUGCCGCGCGCCGAUGAUAGAAAGAAAUCAUUGAUGGUGAUCGGAGACGGGGGAAAUGUUAUUCGAAAAA